Molecule: messenger RNA, 1467 nt
Organism: Symbiodinium natans
Lineage: Eukaryota; Dinophyceae; Suessiales; Symbiodiniaceae
Source: the annotation of a GenBank genome assembly
AUGGGCAAGUCCGAUAGUGAGAUGCUUUCACGAAGCGCCAACACCGCCAAACCUACCUUCUUUCACUUGGCUGUCCUGCUUGGACUUGUCUUGGCCGUGUUCCUAGCUGACUACGUUCUCUUUGCGGGCAACAGUCCUGCGCAUCCUGUUCCAAGUGUGAGGGGUGCGAGGGCACUUUUCGGAAGUGCGGACUGGGUCGCGGGCGGUCUAUUGCUGGCCGGCGGUUGCCACGCGGUCUACUUGAGGUCCAGGAAGAUCAACUCCAGCAGCAAAAAGAGCCCAAAGAGUCAAGAUCGACCAGAAAGGCCUGAAGCAGAGCGUGUGCUUGGCAGCCCCGCCAAACUGCACAAGUCCGCUCAGCAAACGUUGAACUAUCAGCUCGGUCGCGCAUCAUGUGGGAAGGCCGUGGUGCUGGAAAAGCUUGUGCUUGAUUUUGAAGCAGCCCAUGGCCCGUCCGAUACGCUCAGCUACAACCUCGUCAUCCGGGCCUUUGCCAAGGAAGGGCAGUACAAGGCAGCAGGACGCUGGCUGACGCACAUGGAAAAGCAGGACAUCAAGUCGACAGUGUGCAGUUACAAUACUGUGCUGGACGCUUGCGCAAAAGCAGGUAAGGCUAAGGAAAGCGAGUUUUGGUUGCAGCGCAUGUUAGACCGGGGCCUGCAGCCUAAUGUCAUCAGCUUCGCGACAGUGAUCCAUGCCUUCGCACGAAGUGGAGAUGAGCACUCGGCAAGUAUUUGGCAAAAGAAAAUGGUGGCAAGGGGCAUUGAACCCGACAGCAUCAGCUACAAUUCACUGAUCCAUGCCUGCUCCGUGAAGGGCCAAGUUGAGAAAGCCGAGCAUUGGCUCAAAGAGAUGCGAGAAAAAGGCCUUGAAGCCACGGUGACCACCUAUGCAAGCCUCAUCGACGCCGCAGCAAAGGCAGGUGACCUCAACAAGGCCGAGACAUGGAUGAAUGAGAUGCUUUCACUCGGCAUCCAGCCGAACGUUGUCUCCUUUGGAGCCGUGAUUAACGCAUGUGCAAAGGCGUGUAACCUGCAGCGGGCCGAGCACUGGCAUGCUCGCAUGCUAGAGUUGGGAAUCCGGCCGAACUUGCGAAGCUACAGCGCAGUAAUCAAUGCUUGCGCAAAGGCAGGCAAAGCGGACCAAGCAGAAGAAUGGCUGGUGAAGCUAGAGGAUGCAGGCCUUGAGAGCGACGCUGUCGUCUACAGCAGCGUGAUUGACGCCUGCGGAAAAGCAGGUGAUUGUGAGAGGGCCAUGGCAGUGUUCAAGCGAAUGCAAGCCAGAGCGAUCACACCUCAUGUUGUCACGUACUCAGCCUUGGCCAGGGCAGAGAGCCUCUUCCGUGAGGCCGUGCGGGAUGGCCUUUUCAACCAUUCCAUCAAUCAGCACGUCCAAUCUGGUCUCUCGAGAGCACUUGGCCGCAAGCGAGCCUCGGAGCUCAUGCAGGAGCUUGGUGUUGCCGUUUAA